CAUCGUUCCAGCGUCUCCCGACAACACGCUAGACAUGAAGCUCGUCGUCCUCGCCUGCCUGGUCGCCGCCGUCGUCGCCGCCCCAAAGCCCCAGGACGACCGCCCCGUCGUGCAGGUCCUUCGCGACGAACGGGUGAACGAAGGGGACGCCAACUUCAACUACGCUCUGGAGACAGACAACGGCAUCAACGUUCAGGCCUCCGGCGUGGCCGGGUCUGAGGGGCAGAGCAACAUCCAGGGCAGCUACUGGUUACCUCUGGAUGACGGCAGCUACCAAGAGGUUCGCUACGUGGCCGACGAGUUCGGCUUCCGCCCAGACUCCUCCCUGCUGCCCACGCCGCCCCCAGAACCACCCCAUGUUGCCGAGCUCCGCCGCAUCGCCGAGGAGCAGCGCGCCCAGGGCAUCACCUUCGAGUGAGACGACUGGCGACGGGCUCACCCAACCUCAGAAGACGGGCUCUUCUACCGUGUACAGAGCCACUAAUUCGCUUUAUAAUAAUACUGUGUGAAAGAACGUAUUUCAAUCUAAAUAAAAUUGAUUUUGAGAAAUUGAAA
Procambarus clarkii (red swamp crayfish) is the source of this 555-nucleotide messenger RNA. Its product is annotated as cuticle protein AMP2. The record is from RefSeq and is a predicted model, not a curated record. Gene Ontology annotation, cellular component: chitin-based extracellular matrix. Gene Ontology annotation, molecular function: structural constituent of chitin-based larval cuticle. Lineage: Eukaryota; Metazoa; Arthropoda; Malacostraca; Decapoda; Cambaridae.